AUGUACGGAAAAAUAAUUCAUGAGAAUAUAUUUAUAGUUUUAAUUGGAGUUGUAGCUUUGUCUGGUGGUAUUUUUAUAACAAAAGAUGAGUGUCCAUCAAAUGAGGAGUACCUCCUGUGCGGAUCGGCGUGUCCAUUCAACUGUACCGACCCUGUAGGUCCCGUCACCUGUUCCGAGGAUUGUGUGGAAGGAUGCUUCUGCAAGACUGGCUACUUGAGGGACGAGAAUGGCACAUGUGUUAACGCUGAGCAAUGCACUGGUGGUAAGGCUUCAGUUUGUGGAGUGAAUGAGGAGUUUCUGUCCUGCGGCACCGCCUGCCCUGGUACCUGUUCGCAGCCGGAGCCAUUAGUCUGUGGUGUCGCCUGCAGUAUGGGCUGCUUCUGCAAAUCUGGAUACGUGCGUAACGAGGAUACCAACGAGUGUAUAGCUCUCAACAAGUGUCCUUCACAACAAUGUUUCAACCAGAACGAGGUGUACGACAUUUGUAACGGAAACUGCGAGCCGGCGUGCGACGAUCCUGAGCCGAUUUGCAUGAAAAUCUGCCAAUCGGGAUGCGUAUGCGCAACUGGACUUCUCCGCAAUACAGACGGAGAGUGCGUCAGCGUCGACAAGUGUCCUCCGAGUAACUCUACUGAUCAAGGUCUAUUAGGUAAAUAUUUGAACGUCAUUAAUAGAAUUAUACAUCUGUCCAGCGUAUAA
This is a messenger RNA of Achroia grisella, 699 nucleotides long. RefSeq names its product serine protease inhibitor swm-1-like. The transcript has 4 exons. NCBI's taxonomy places the organism in Eukaryota, Metazoa, Arthropoda, Insecta, Lepidoptera, Pyralidae. The record is from RefSeq and is a predicted model, not a curated record. The coding region runs from base 1 to 699 and encodes 232 amino acids.